This is a messenger RNA of Rhinolophus ferrumequinum (greater horseshoe bat), 1679 nucleotides long. It is a transcript of the gene GNB3, whose product is annotated as G protein subunit beta 3. The record is from RefSeq and is a predicted model, not a curated record. The transcript is spliced from 10 exons. The coding region runs from base 173 to 1195 and encodes 340 amino acids. Gene Ontology annotation, biological process: G protein-coupled receptor signaling pathway. Gene Ontology annotation, molecular function: protein binding; signaling receptor complex adaptor activity. NCBI's taxonomy places the organism in Eukaryota, Metazoa, Chordata, Mammalia, Chiroptera, Rhinolophidae. Gene Ontology annotation, cellular component: heterotrimeric G-protein complex; cytoplasm.
CUCCCCAGAGUGGGGCCAGGCCAGGCCAGCUCCUCUGGCAGCAGAGCCCGGGCAGGUGACAGGCUGGCCUCGCAGCUGAGGGAGUGAGGAGACGCCUGGGAAUCAGAGCUGGAAACCUGGGAGAGGUCCAGUCAGAGUCCAAGAGCCGGGACGACCCCUCAACCUGUCAGCCAUGGGGGAGAUGGAGCAGCUGCGGCAGGAAGCGGAGCAGCUCAAGAAGCAGAUUGCAGAUGCCAGGAAAGCCUGUGCUGACAUUACUCUGGCAGAGCUGGCAUCUGGCCUAGAGGUUGUGGGACGAGUCCAGAUGCGGACGCGACGGACAUUAAGGGGACACCUGGCCAAGAUCUAUGCCAUGCACUGGGCCACUGAUUCCAAGCUGCUGGUAAGUGCCUCGCAAGAUGGGAAGCUGAUUGUGUGGGACACCUACUCCACCAAUAAGGUGCAUGCCAUCCCGCUGCGCUCCUCCUGGGUUAUGACCUGUGCCUAUGCCCCGUCAGGGAACUUUGUGGCAUGUGGGGGGCUGGACAACAUGUGUUCCAUCUACAGCCUCAAAUCCCGUGAGGGCAAUGUCAAGGUUAGCAGGGAGCUCUCUGCUCACACAGGUUAUCUCUCCUGCUGCCGCUUCCUAGACGACAACAACAUUGUGACGAGCUCAGGGGACACCACGUGUGCUCUGUGGGAUAUUGAGACCGGGCAGCAGAAGACUGUGUUUGUGGGACACACGGGGGACUGCAUGAGCCUGGCUGUGUCUCCUGACUUCAAACUCUUCAUUUCGGGGGCCUGUGAUGCCAGCGCCAAGCUCUGGGAUGUGCGGGAGGGGACCUGCCGGCAGACUUUCACUGGCCAUGAGUCAGACAUCAAUGCUAUCUGUUUCUUCCCCAAUGGAGAGGCCAUCUGCACGGGCUCGGAUGAUGCGUCCUGCCGUCUGUUUGACCUGCGGGCCGACCAGGAGCUGACUGCCUACUCCCACGAGAGCAUCAUCUGUGGCAUCACGUCUGUGGCCUUCUCUCUCAGCGGCCGCCUGCUCUUCGCAGGCUAUGAUGACUUCAACUGCAAUGUCUGGGACUCCAUGAAGGGCGAGCGUGUGGGCAUCCUCUCUGGCCAUGACAACAGGGUCAGCUGCCUGGGGGUCACAGCUGAUGGGAUGGCGGUGGCCACUGGUUCCUGGGACAGCUUCCUCAAAAUCUGGAACUGAGGAGGCUGCAGAAGGCCAUGAAGACACUCAGCUGUGUCCUCCCAUGCCCAAUUUCUUUAAGAUUCCUUUCAAGGCUUUCUCCUCUACACCCUAGCUCCUCUGCCAUUCCCAGCAAGCUUUCUCCUUUGAGGACUGUGGGGAACAUGGGGGUUGUGCCUUUGGGAGGCAGCAUCAGGGACACAGGGGCAGAGAACGGCCCCAUCUCCUCCCAUUGCCUCCCCUCUCCAUAGUCCUGACAGCUUCUCCCAUAAAGAGAAGGACAGCUGACCCCUCCCAGCCCUUGGCAGGCCCAGUAGUCUUCUAGUGUAAGGCCCUAGGCCCUUGGAUUUCUCCCCUAGAGCUACUACCUUUGUCCAGGGUGUAGCCCCGUGACUAUGGCUCUGGCACCACCAGAGUCCUGGUCCCCUUCUCCUUCAUGCUUUCUCCUUUUUCUACCUUCUUUUUCUCUCCUAAAGCACCUGCAAUAAAGUAAAUCUCCCUGGUA